Molecule: messenger RNA, 713 nt
Organism: Pelobates fuscus (common spadefoot toad)
Lineage: Eukaryota; Metazoa; Chordata; Amphibia; Anura; Pelobatidae
Product: gastrula zinc finger protein XlCGF71.1-like
Exons: 1
Coding region: 42-713 (223 amino acids)
Biological process (GO): regulation of transcription by RNA polymerase II
Cellular component (GO): nucleus
Molecular function (GO): DNA-binding transcription factor activity, RNA polymerase II-specific; RNA polymerase II cis-regulatory region sequence-specific DNA binding
Source: RefSeq, a predicted model, not a curated record
ACUCAGCUCUUUUUAGGCUUCAAAGAUUUCACACAGCGGAGAUGCCAUUCUCAUGUUUUGUAUGCGGGAAAUGUUUUUUAACUAAAUCAGAUUUUAUUAUACAUCAUAGAACUCACACAAACAAGAAGCCGUUCUCCUGUUCUGAAUGUGGGAAAUGUUAUGGAACUAAAUCAGAACUUAUGGCACAUCAGAGAACUCACACAGGAGAGAAGCCGUUCUCCUGUUCAGAAUGUGGGAAAUGUUUUGGAACUAAAUCAGACCUUAUUUCACAUUUGAGAACUCACAAAGGAGAGAAACCGUUCUCCUGUUCUGAAUGUGGGAAAUGUUUUGCCUUUAAAUCAAACCUUGCUAGACAUAAGAGAACCCACACAUUAGAUAAGCUGUUCUCCUGUUCUGAAUGUGGGAAAUGUUUUGGAACUAUAUCAGACCUUAUUUCACAUUUGAGAACUCACACAGGAGAGAAGCCGUUCUCAUGUUCUGAAUGUGGGAAAUGUUUUAGCCAGCAUUCAUACCUUGUUGUACAUCAUAGAACUCACACAGGAGAGAAGCCGUUCUCCUGUUCUGAAUGUGGGAAAUGUUUUGCCUUUAAAUCAAACCUUGUUAGACAUAAGAUUACUCACACAGGAGAGAAGCCGUUCUCCUGUUCUGAAUGUGCGAUAUGUUUUGUCAAUAAUCCAGAGCUUAUUAGACAAAAGAGAACUUACACAAAAUAG